Molecule: messenger RNA, 5062 nt
Organism: Xiphias gladius (swordfish)
Lineage: Eukaryota; Metazoa; Chordata; Actinopteri; Istiophoriformes; Xiphiidae
Gene: myrf
Product: myelin regulatory factor
Exons: 26
Coding region: 582-3614 (1010 amino acids)
Biological process (GO): central nervous system myelin maintenance; protein autoprocessing; positive regulation of DNA-templated transcription
Cellular component (GO): nucleus; endoplasmic reticulum membrane
Molecular function (GO): DNA-binding transcription factor activity; sequence-specific DNA binding
Source: RefSeq, a predicted model, not a curated record
UCCAUCCGACUCUCUGCUGCACACAUGCUGUGUGAGAGGGAGAGGCAAAGGAGGAAGGGGACUCGGCUUGAGACACUCGGGAGCCAAGUUUAGACAACUUUUAACGCAAACUUUUUUGACCUCCUACUUUCCCGUCGAGUUUACCAUUUUCCAGCAGGCUGAUGAUACUUUUCGAGAAAGGAAACCAAAGUUUAUUAUGAAGCUUGUGGGAGCUGAAGUGAAGGUGCGCCUGAAGGGAAAUGCUUUCACUUUGUUCUUAUAUGGAUUUUUGUCGGCACCUUAACUGAAAAAAACAAAAACAAAAAAACAAAAACACCUGACUCUAGUUUUAAAGUUACAGCCUGUACCAUAGAGUCGUUGGAGGCGUUUGGCCAUAAGGGACGUCAGUCCAGUGCCAAGUUGCUGAGCAGGAGAAAGACGUUCUUCGCAAGAGGUGGAUUUAUGUAAACUAAACCAAAAAAAAAUUCACGACGACUACAAUCUGGAUUCCGCGAUGUAUAUGUGAACGUUUCCCCGAUCCGAAUUGACUUCGUUCGGAAAAGGGGAGCCUUUAAUGGAUUUUUUAAGUGGGACCCGCUAGGAUGGACGUGGUAGAUGAAACAGAAGCGUUACAGAGAUUUUUUGAAGGUCAUGAUAUUACCAGUUCUCUGGAGCCAGCCAACAUUGACACCAGUAUCCUGGAAGAGUACAUCAGCAAGGAGGACGAUAGCACUGACAUCUGCUUCUCAGAGGUCCACAGCACCCCAGGACCAAAUUACUCAUCUCCCCAAGCAGGAGUGUCCUCCUCUGGGGGGUUGGUGUGUGGUGUGAGCCCCCCUAUUCCACUACGCCAAGGAGCCCCUCCGCCUGGGCCCCCUAACUGUCAGAACGCCUACCCCCCAGGUCCGUCCCUGGGCCUCCGACACAACUACCCCUGCCUCGGACAACAGCAGCAGCAGCCGCCACAGCAGCAGGCUCACAUCAAGCCUGAGCACAGGGGCCACUACGCUCCAGGGACACUACCUGAGUCCCCUCCAGACUCAAGCUCAGAGCCGUACUCUCCACAGCAGGUGAAUGAUCCUCACAUGAUCAGGACCAUGACACCAGAGAACAUGUGUCACAUGACUCCAACGCCACCCCUCCCACCACACGGGCACUAUACCAGCAUGCAUCGGGACAUGUACCUAAAGCCUGAGCCCAUGAUAUCACAGUAUCCCAUUGGUCUAGCCACGAGCGGAAGUGGAGACAUGCAGCAGACACAGAUGCUCCAUCAGCUGCUGCAGCAUCCUCAGGGGCAAGACGGCAUCCCUGUUCACCAGGCCAAGAAGAGGAAGCACUCUGACUCUCCCAACAGCACCCUCAAUUCCCAAAUCCUCACAGGUAUCAUCAAACAAGAACCAGGUUUAAUGCAGGAUGCAGACAACACCUACUUGGACCCUAACUAUCAGUGCAUUAAGUGGCAACCUCACCAGCAGAACAAGUGGACACCACUAUAUGACGCAAACUGCAAAGAGCUUCCAAUGCCAACCUACCGUGUUGAUGCUGACAAGGGCUUCAACUUCUCCUUGGCUGAUGAUGCUUUUGUUUGCCAGAAGAAGAACCAUUUCCAGGUCACGGUAUACAUAGGCAUGCUGGGCGACCCCAAGUACAUUAAGACAAGUGAGGGCCUGCAGCCCAUCGACUGCUUCUAUCUCAAACUCAACGGAGUGAAGGUGGAGGCCAUGAACCAGUCCAUCAGUGUGGAGCAGUCCCAGUCUGACCGCAGCAAGAGACCCUUCAAGCCAGUGCUCGUCACCUUGCCCCCGGAGCAGGUCACAAAGGUCACAGUGGGGCGGCUCCACUUUAGCGAGACCACGGCAAAUAACAUGAGGAAGAAAGGCAAACCAAACCCCGACCAGAGGUAUUUCAUGCUGGUGGUGGCGCUGCAUGCUCAGUCCCACAGUCAGAGCUACACUGUGGCUGCUCACGUGUCUGAGAGGAUCAUCGUCAGGGUAACGUCUGGCCAUGUCUGUCUGCCUCCUACAACAAUCAUAUCCCUUGCAUCCAACCCAGGCCAGUUUGAAAGUGACAACGAGGUGCUGUGGCAGCGUGGCCAACUACCAGACUCUGUCUACCACCACGGGAGGGUUGGCAUCAACACGGACCGGCCGGACGAGGCCCUUGUCGUCCAUGGCAACCUGAAGGUCAUGGGCUCCCUGGUGCACCCGUCUGACAUCAGGGCCAAAGAAAAUGUCCAGGAGGUCGACACCACAGACAAUUUGAAACGGAUUUCUCAGAUGAGGCUGGUCCAUUAUCAGUACAAGCCUGAGUUUGCUGCCACCGUGGGCAUAGAGAACACUGCAGAGACUGGAGUGAUCGCUCAGGAGGUUCAGCAAAUUCUGCCUGAAGCAGUGAAGGAGGGGGGUGAUGUGGUGUGCGCCAAUGGAGAAACUAUUCCCAACCUGUUAGUCGUCAACAAGGACCGUAUCUUCAUGGAGAACGUGGGGGCAGUGAAGGAGCUGUGUAAGCUGACAGACAACCUGGAGACUCGUAUAGACGAACUGGAGCGCUGGAGUCGCAAACUGGCCAAGCUGCGUCGUCUUGACAGCAUGAAGAGCACUGUGAGUGGAGGCACUGUCAGCCAAUCAGGGAGCUAUUUUAGCAGGACAGGAAGUGGCCCACUCAAGAAGAAGACAGUCAAACCUGGGAGCAAGAACUCGCUUCCAGAUCAAGGCUGCAUCAGUCAGAGAUUCAUGCAGGGGACCAUCCUGGCACUGGUGAUUGUCAUGGCCUUCAGUGUCAUUUCCAUGUCUGUCCUUUAUGUGCUGACUCUUCACCAUAGAGGAGACGUCACAGAGAAAGAUGGGUCCAGAGCUGCACUGGGAUCUGCACGCAAGAGUCCAUAUGUUCCACUGUCCACCACCCCUGCACCUGUGUGCUGCUCAACCCCAACCAUAAACAACCAAUCAACUACAGUUUUGACAUUGAGUAACAACCAAUCCACAACAGAUUUAGGCAGCCUGGUCCCCACAACAGGCACUAUUAAUAAGAAGGCCAAGUCCAGAACGAUGGAGAAGGAUGGCCACCGUACAAACCGACUGAGUCACACCUCAGCACCUAUGUACUUUGCCAAGUCCAAAAGGCCGGCACCUACAGACCUGGACGGAGUGGGAGCUACCAACCGUCUGCCCGGGGGUCAGCCAGUGCCACGUAGACAACGCAGCCUACACGCAAAGGGACGAAGUUCAGCUCCCUCUCUGACUAGUCUACAUAUUGUGGAGACGAACCAAGAGAUCACAGCACAAAGUUGUGUGACACCCAAGAGCUGCAGCUACACAGUAUCACUCCAUGGAAAAAGAAAUUCCUCCAUCUCACAAAUCACUUUGUACAUGAUGUCCACAACCAGCGUGUGGGUGCAACAAUGUGGAGCCACCAAGGGACGUCUAUGCCCCAACCACACAGAGGCAGAGCUCUAUGGUGGUCAGAGGACAUCAACAAAGGGGACUCGUCACCUGUGGUCCGUGCCUGUGCUGUCUUUCCAGGACAUCACCUAUCACUUUCGUGUCUCCCUGUCUAGUGAAGUGACUUGUGCCACUGAAGGAGAAACCUCAUCGUACUCUGACUACCAUUUUCUCAUUCAAAGCAGCUGUGUCUGAGGAGGAAGACGGUGUGUCCCAAGUGCCUUUAAAUACACCGCAUUUCUCUUCUGUGGUUCCAUUUUUACGCUGUUGUGAUGGGAAAGGGUUUUUACUCAUUCUUGUACAUUUUUUUAAAAGAGAUUUAAUACAGAAGAAACUAUAUACCACUGUCCCCACUGUAAUCCCCUCCAUAUGUAUAUGCAUUAAGACAUCUCUUUCUGCUGUGAUCACUGGAGUUUGAAACACUGUUUAAGUUUCCUAUUUUUAUUCCUGUCACUGAAAAUGUUUUAGAUCAUUGUAAUUGACAACUGUGUUGUGUCACUGUUAACUGCUAUUGUGAAAGUAACAUCCAUGAGUUUAUAGCUCACUUUAUUACUCAUCAGUGUCUUCCAUACCCAAUAUAAGCCACAAUUACUUUUUCGCAGAAUUCACGUUUCUAAAUCAAGUCCAGGCUAAGAUACCGUAGAUGACACUGUGCACAUUUUUUGUUUAGUUUUGUAAUUCUAUGAGUCUGUAUGAACACUGAAACCAGUGUCAACUGAAAACAAAAACACCUUUCAAUAGUUUUAUACACUGGAGAGAAGAUCGUUGGCUUCUGCUGAAGGCCUCAGUGAAUGGUUGCAACUCACAUAGAAAAUAUACCUCAGUAGUGUACACUGGCAAAUGCUGCGUCUCUACAGUGGAGCUUUGUGUUUGAGACUGCUGCAGUCGACUAGACUGUCUUGUGUCCCCUCAUGCAGCAUCUGACUAUACAGAGAGGAAAAUACUGUGCAGUAUUCCUUUUCUCAGUUGUGAUGUUGAAUGAAAGAUCAAAUCGUUGCGUAAAAUUUGUAUGCAAAUGCAUUCAACUGAAAAGCAAACCCCAUGACCAUUCCUUAAAUGAAGGUGUCCAUUUCAGCACAUUCACUGGAUAACAUGCGAUAUGACUGGAUACGUGAACGAAUCACUGGAAAUGAACAUGUAGAAACACUGACAACUCUUGGCAUCUGAUAAUGGAAAUGCAACAAGUCCAACACUGACAAUAUUUCAUGAACACUGGAAUAGCUUACACUGAAUUUUGCUGACUGGACGGAAUGCUGGUGAGGCAAUAAAUGGCAUAUAUCAUUUCAGGUGCACGCCCAAUCAUUUCUGUAAAAUGAUACAUCUCAGCUCAAUGUAAUUGAAUUUAUUAACACACACUGCACAGAUAAAAUUGGAUAUGAUAUACUGAACUCUUUCAUGUAUUUCUCUGGAUGUGCUGAAUACUUUUCCUGUCCCUAUACAAGUAAGUAUAAGCGGUGAUAACUCUUGAUAUAACUGAAUUGUGUAAUUUUUUCCUUUCUAUUAUCAUUUCUUGUUUCAAGAGUAUUCCUCACUUACUCUCACCACCAUGCCUUUUUUUUUUUUUGCUCUUGUCGAAAUUAGUUUUUAAAUUCAUAUUAAAUAUGUCUGUAUUCAGAACAAAAAAAAACACACACACAAAAAAA